CGCCGCCGCCGCCGGUGAAUGAGUCCCUGCUGCGCUGCCGCCGCCGCCCGAGCUGGAGCUGCGACCGCGUCCCCCCGCGGGCCCCGACCCCUUCGCGCUGCGACCCCGGCGUGCCCGCGGGACAGCCUCCAGCCUCGGGUCACCACCCCGGGGCAGGGCCUGGGAUGCAGCUUCUGACCCCGCUUGUCCUCUCAGACUCUGCAGAGCUCUUCCUGGCCUCCCCUCUGCCUGCCCCCAUGAAGAAAACCAACGUGUGGUUCCUGGAGCGUCUCCGGGGGUCCGGAGAAAACGCCAGCCCUGGGAGUGAGGCAGGGGACAGGGGAUCCAAGGGACCCCUGUACAGCAAUGUGCUCACGCCCGACAAGAUCCCUGACUUCUUCAUACCCCCCAAGCUGCCCGCUGGCCCCACAGAUCCCGAGGCUCAGGCAGAGCUGGGCCCCGCCACCUCCGAUCAGAACCUGGCCUCCGGGACACCCCGCCGAGCCCCCCGGAGUCCCCGGCUGUCUGCCAAGCUGCCGGCUGAGAGCAAGAGCCUCCUGAAGGCAGCCACCCGGCACGUGAUCCAGAUUGAGAGUGCGGAGGACUGGCCAGCGGAGGAGGCUGCCACCAACGCAGACCCCCAGGCCCAGGGCGCCAUGUCCCUGCCCUCUGUGCCCAAAGCCCAGACAUCCUAUGGCUUUGCCACACUGGCAGAGAGCCCCCACACGCGGCGCAAGGAGUCCCUGUUCCAUAGCGAGCAUGGAGCCCUGGCUCAGGUGGGGUCCCCAGGUGCCGGGCGCCGUCGGGGGGCCCCCAAGGCCAAUGGGGGAGAUGGGGUGCCCAGGGAGGCUGGUGGGGCCCUCAUGAGCCCCAGUCGCUACUUCAGCGGUGGGGAGAGUGAUACUGGGUCCUCGGCCGAGUCCUCCCCAUUCGGGUCCCCUCUGCUCUCUCGUUCUGUGUCACUGCUGAAAGGCUUUGCCCAGGACAGCCAGGCCAAAGUGAGCCAGCUCAAGCACUCGGCGGGCCGCCACGGCUCUCUGUCUGCUGAGGACAGUGCACCAGACGCCAGCCCCGGGGCUCGGCGCCGUUUGACCCGCAGGGCCACCCCGGAGCCGGGCCCUGAGACUGGCCAGGCGCCCCGGGCAGAGCACGCCGUCCGGAUGGGCCCUCGGGGCAGCGUCAGGCUGCUGGCAGAGUAUGAGGCGGCCCAGGCCCGCCUGCGGGUGCGCCUGCUGGCUGCCGAGGGCCUCUAUGACCGCCUGUGUGACGCCCGGAGCAUCAACUGCUGUGUGGGCCUGUGCCUGGUCCCCGGCAAGCUGCAGAAGCAGCGCAGCACCAUCAUCAAGAACAGCCGCCACCCCGUCUUCAACGAGGACUUCUUUUUCGACGGCCUGGGGCCGGCCAGUGUCCGGAAGCUGGCCCUCCGGAUCAAGGUGGUCAACAAGGGCGGCAGCCUCAAGCGGGACACGCUGCUUGGGGAGAAGGAGCUGCCCCUGGCCUCCCUGCUGCCUUUCCUGUAAAGGCCCCUCCCUGCCUCCCUGCGGAGGGCAGGGUGCGGG
Messenger RNA from Neofelis nebulosa (Clouded leopard), 1538 nucleotides. RefSeq names its product C2 calcium dependent domain containing 4C (gene C2CD4C). Lineage: Eukaryota; Metazoa; Chordata; Mammalia; Carnivora; Felidae. The record is from RefSeq and is a predicted model, not a curated record. The coding region runs from base 165 to 1499 and encodes 444 amino acids. The transcript has 2 exons.